Molecule: messenger RNA, 3549 nt
Organism: Caenorhabditis elegans
Lineage: Eukaryota; Metazoa; Nematoda; Chromadorea; Rhabditida; Rhabditidae
Gene: Y37A1A.4
Product: FAM65 N-terminal domain-containing protein
Exons: 18
Coding region: 60-3275 (1071 amino acids)
Source: RefSeq, marked reviewed
GAUCUACAAUCAAUCUUCCCAAAGAACACAUCUCUAGCAGCAGCCAAUUGAUAAAUGAAAUGCAACAUGAUAACAAAAGAUCGCACAUUUCUCCAACUUUACGUCGGCACUCAUCAAACGUCAAAACCUAUGACGCAAUUCAAUUUCGGGAUAAAUUGAGAAGAGGAGUGUCUCUGGAAAAUAUUGGUCCCCAACGAGUGUGCUUCUACCCACAACCGACACGGAAUCCACAAGGAAAUCGAGCUGUUUUGUUCUCAAAGAAUCCUAUCGGAAGCUCAUCCAAAAAUAUCAGUCGAAAAGUGUCCAGUUAUUCGAAAAUGUCAAGUUUGGCAAGAGUUGCUUGGCUAAGACCCUACACAGCCGACCCAAUGCAUGCGUCAACACUGCCCAGAAAUUACGGACUUCAUGAAACAUCAGCUACAUGGAAUGAUCGUAUACUGUACAACAAUAUGGGAGCAUCUACAGUAGGACGAGUGGUUGGAGCAGGUCAUAAUGGGCAUACUGUUCAUGGUGGAAGGCACUUUGCAUCAUUGGAAAAGUCAAAAGCUCAACGAUAUUCUCGCAGCGAGUAUCAUCUAAUGAACAAUAACAACGAGUUCACCGAUUAUGACACUAUUCAAAGACAGAACGGACGGCCCACCACAACAGACACAUUUUCGAAAAUGGCGCCAAGCGACGGAAUGAGCUUUGACAGUGCUCACCAAAAGCGAACUGAAGGCGUUUUUCAAUCACUGGCUAAGGGAUUUAAAUCAUGCAUCAACCACUACCAAUCAGAAGCCACACGGCUCCGGACAGAAAUCGCAAAUUCCAAGUUGAAUGGGGAUAGUUUGAAGGAUUUUAAUGAUGAACUUCUAUUGUGCGACGAGAAUUUAAUAAUCUACAACGCUCGAUUGCACAGGCUCAAUAAGCUUUAUGAGAGCUACAAAUCAGGACAGUAUUCACAGAUGAAAGCUCGCUCGUCAAGUCUCAGUGAGCUCCGUGCUGCGUUUAUCCGUUCAAAAUCCGAUGUCUCUGCUCAAAAACCAAUUGAUGCAGAAUUGGCGAAUCUUAUGGGAAGAGUUGUAGUUGAUAUUAAGGCAAUUGUUGGUUUUGCAAGAAUAUCACCCGGUGACGUGUUUGAAGUACUUAUAAGACAUGGAUCACAAAAAUGGAAAACGAAGGGGAAGACGCUUCAAGAUCGAACUCAAAAAUGGGAAAAAGAGCAAGUUGUGCUCACUUGUGUGCCGGAUCAAUCGAUUGAUGUUAAAGUAUCGGAAUGCCGACUUUUUAAAUCAAAAUCUCUGAAUGAUCGGAGUUUUGAUCCGUGCCAGCUAUUCUCAUCGCAGCCUCAAUUAGUGACAAUGAAUUUGAAUUCAAUGGGAACUAUCAAACUUCAGCUGGUUGUUACUUGGUUACCUCUGCUCGCCUCGAAAAGCUCAACAAAGCCAACAAUAGCUCCAAAUCCUCCAGAAAUUGACGGAACAACGACAAUCGAUCGAAAGCCACGUAUUGUACUCCGAGAAAAGAAGCGUGGAUCAGCGGCACGUGUUGCAAUGAAAGAACAAUGGAGAAAUUCAACGAAUAUGUUAGAUUCAAUAUAUCUUGAUGUUGCAAAAACAAUUCCAUCAGUUGAUGCAAUGUCAACUCUUGAUCUUCGAAAAAUACCGAAAGAGCUCAAUACAGGCACCCUUCCGGCUCCGUCGAGCAAGAAACGAGAAUAUUCCAAGAAUUUCACGAGUUUCGCCAAUUCUCCAAUGGCCUCAUCGACUCUCAUGGGAAAACGUAGUCAGAGUCUUGCACAGCUCGGAGCAACAACUGGCUCUCCGGACUCUACGAGAGAAUUUAAUAGAAAAUUUAAAAAUUCAUCUGAAACAGACACAAAUAGUAGUGCUUCCGAGGUAUUUGGUUUGUUAGACCUUAUUGAAGAAAUUCAACCGAAAGCCGCAAAAAUGUAUCGAGAAUAUGAUGAGUUGAACAGUUUGGUGAAUUUAUUGGCACAAUGGCAAACGUUGAUUAAAAUGAAUAAGAAAGCUUCCCAGUCAUCAAAAAAGCAAUCAAUUCACUCGAUAAACUCGCUGCCACGUAAUCAUCCGAUGACGUCAUCGACAGCUUCUGAUGAAUUGGAUGAUAAUGUGCUGAUCACAAAUGAGAUACAUUCUGAAAAUGACAGUGGAAUUGACUCUCUCCGUCAAAAUUGCUCCCCCUACGUGCUAGACGGUCAUAACAAGCAUGGCUCAAAAGGUAGCCGAGAAGGAGCACGAUUUAGACAAUUAAAAGAGCGAAGGAAAUCACUUGGAGCAUUAAUGGAUUCUGCAGAGAUUGAGAAAUUAUAUCUGGAAAGUGACUAUUUCUGGCAGACUGCAUGUCAUGAGACUGGAGACAGUAAUACUGGAACUGGAAGUUCAGAAGUUGAUACUUGUCUCAAUUAUCAUUUAAAUCGAAUUCUCAAGUGUUUGGAGAGUCUCGAGAGCAUCGAGACGGACUGUCCACUUGUGUACAAAACAUCUGAAAUGUUGAAAAGGCUGGAAGUUGAAACAGUGACACUUGAUGAUCUUCUUCGAAUCGCAAAAAGUGCUCCGGCUCUUCCGAAUAUUUCGAAUGUGCUCACAGAGAUUGAAGCCUGUCCAGAAGUUCAAGAAAUCUGGUUAUCAACUUGUUAUCCAUUGAAUUCGUCGUUAAUAGUGCCAAAAGACAAGCUGAAGGCACAGAUUAAAUUGCAAAUUGCUCAUAUUACGGAGCAAAUUUAUCCACAUCUUGUUAGUCGUGUUGCUGAAUCUAUAAUCUGCCUUCUAAACGAUGCAGUUCAAAAGGAUUGCUCUCACGUAACAGUCUUCCAUUUCGUCGGAAUUUUCAAAGGGCGACAUUUUGAGCCAUAUAUUGAGAAUAUGGGACAUGACGCGUGGAUGGUUACACUACUCGAUACAGAACAUAUUCAAAAAGUGGCACAAGUUGUCGAUAGACUCUCGAAUGUGCCAGUUGUCCCACCAUUGGAGUCGCUGAAGCAUUUGGGUGUUCUGUUGGCGAGAGGAGAUUUUCGAAUUUCUAUGAUUGUUGAACAAUAUCUUCGAAAUGCCAAUGGUCAUUUAUUAUCUGAUCUAUUAUCAUCUUAUCUCUGCCUUCUUGAGGAUGAUAAUACUGAUGCUCGUCUUGGAGCACUAAAGGCUCUUGCCAUUUUUGAUAAUCCCCGAAUAACAAAACAAAUCUCCUACGUGGCCGAUCAUGACGUAUCGGAUGACGUCAGACGCUUUGCCACGUCAAUGUUACGUGGAUUCGAGGAGGAAGUCACGCGGAUUUAAAAGUGCCACGUCAUCAUUUAUCCAUGACAAUAACUCAUUUUGUUCUCUGUAAUUUGUUCAUACUGAAAUUAUAUUUCCCCUUGUUCAACUUUUUUCCAAAAAUUGCUCCUGUGUCUUUUCCCUCUUUCCAAAAAAUUGUGGCUCAAAAUGUGAUUUUUUUUCGUUGGACUUCAACGAAAAAUACUAAUGUAUGAAAUCGGGUUCUCUUCUUGUGAAUUUUAUAUUUUUUGAAAAAGAUAAUGCUAGAAAAUAAUAAAAUAUUACCCUAAUUGUG